Cynara cardunculus var. scolymus (artichoke) is the source of this 1935-nucleotide messenger RNA. Its product is annotated as glycosyltransferase family 92 protein At1g27200. Bases 1 to 1935 code for a protein of 644 amino acids. The record is from RefSeq and is a predicted model, not a curated record. Lineage: Eukaryota; Viridiplantae; Streptophyta; Magnoliopsida; Asterales; Asteraceae. The transcript has a single exon.
AUGGCGUUAAAUAUACGUACAGUUUUUCUGUACGUAUCGGCCUCCAUCUUCUUCCUCGCGUCUCUCUGUCACCUACUCUUACCAACCGCCUCCAUCUCCCCCAAUCUUCUACGCCGUUCUUCCCCUUCCAACCCCCAACUUUACAUUCACAAUAACCUAAUCACCCAUGAACAAGAGGAAGAUACGACCACCACCAUCACCACCGUCACCAGUCAACCUCCUUGUGAUCAAGAUCCCCGGAUAAUUCAGGAAGAAAACAUGAACUCGGUUGGAUUCAAUGCCGAUGGUAUGAUUCAGUUUGAACCACAACUCCCUAACAGUCGGAGCAUUUCGACUGAAAUCGAAGGUACUGUUCUAUCUAACGCUACCAAUACCAUCACCAGCCAAGCUGAUGAUGAUGAUGAUGAUGAUGAUGAGCGUUUUGUUUCGGAAGCAAUCGAUAGCAAGAAUUAUUCGAUGUAUGUGUCUCCGAAGGCUGAUUCAUCGAAUACGAAUGUUUCGGUUUUGUUUCCAUCUUGGGAGACCCUUGUGAUUGUAUCUUCAGAGGAUGGAGAUGAUAACAAUUAUACAUCCUACUUCUGUUUAUUUGAUACGAAUGAGAUUUCUCCAGCUAGGUUUUCAGGCACGUUGCCGUAUCCGGAUCGGAAAACGUUCACGUGCGAGCUCCCAAGGCGUGUUCGCCGGAAACAGCCGUUCCGUCAGCCAGUCCUCACAAAAACGCCGGAUGACGAUAAGAUGAAGUACAACCGGUUGCUUUCACAGUCGCCGGAGCUCUUCCGAUGGAACUUCAUCGUCUACGAUGUCAUCGAAACCGAGAACGACGUCGUUUUGCUGUCGAAAGGGAUCAACAAACGCCAAGGAAUCAACCGUAGCCCAACGGAAUUCAAAUGCCUUUUCGGUGACGAUACUGUUGACGGCGUUAGGACUUCCGUUACAAGUUCGCUGCAAGAAGUCUUCCGAUGUCAACGCCCCGACUUAACGGCGUUUAGUCAGAAUCCAAUCAAAACCUCCCUCUUGAUCCUUCAACCCAACCAGUUGCUUCCUUCCAUAGCAUACUACACACCCCAGCGCAAGAUAGCAACUGGUGGCGCAAAGUCGCUAUUGUGCGCAUGUACCAUGGUCUACAAUGUAGCCAAGUUCUUGAAAGAAUGGGUGAUUUACCAUUCCAAAAUUGGGGUCGAUAGAUUCAUCUUGUACGACAAUGGUAGCGAUGACAACUUGGACAAAGUCGUAAUUUUGCUCAAAUCGAAAGGGUACGACAUCGAAACUCGAUUUUGGAUAUGGCCAAAGACUCAAGAAGCCGGUUUUUCGCAUGCAGCAUUGCUCGCCAAAGACUCGUGUCAUUGGAUGAUGUACACCGAUGUCGACGAGUUCGUAUACUCCCCAUUAUGGGCCUCAUCACAACCAUCGAAACUUCUCUUACCGUCCCUUUUGCCAACAUAUCCACACGGGCAACUGAUCAUCAAAUGUUACGAGUUUGGUCCCUCGAAUCAAGAAAAACACCCGCCAAUGGGUGUAACGCAAGGUUACAAUUGUCGAAAAGAAACGGAAAACCGGCACAAGUCGAUCGUGUUGCUUGACGCGAUCCAUGAAUCGUUGUUGAAUGUGAUUCAUCAUUUCAAGCUAAAAGACGGGUACAAGAGUAAGAAAAUAGGGAUGGAAACGAUGGUUGUGAACCAUUAUAAGUUUCAAGCGUGGCCGGAGUUUAAGGCGAAGUUUAGAAGACGGGUGUCGGCUUACGUUGUGGAUUGGACUCAAUCGGUGAAUUUGCAAUCGAAUGAUCGGACUCCGGGACUCGGGCAUCGGGCGGUGGAGCCGGAAGGAUGGGUGGAGAUGUUUUGUGAAGUGUAUGAUGAUAGGUUAAAAGAUUUAGCGAGUAGAUGGUUUACGAUGGUUGAUGAACGAUCGGAGUUUCGUAUGGCUUGGCAAAUAUGA